This is a messenger RNA of Cryptotermes secundus, 1237 nucleotides long. RefSeq lists its product as uncharacterized. The transcript is spliced from 2 exons. The coding region runs from base 671 to 1090 and encodes 139 amino acids. The record is from RefSeq and is a predicted model, not a curated record. Lineage: Eukaryota; Metazoa; Arthropoda; Insecta; Blattodea; Kalotermitidae.
ACUGGCCAUAACAUACCGUGCGGUGUAUGUCUACAGCGCUCUACUGACGGGACGAAGAGCAAGACCGAGGAUGAAUGAAGCCUGAAUUCCGGACAUGCUGUAUACAAAACAAUAGCUUCUUUCGGCACCAUUACAAACUCUUAUUAAUCUACAGUUUUCAGAUGUUCAACUUACGCGAAUUCGGCCCUUCUUCCUGGGGCACUGAACUUCUCUAAAGGGUGCUACACACCUUCAGUUUAUCACGUGUGACGUCAUGUCUGAGCGAUAAACUGUGUCAACUGCGCAGUUUACACCGGUUUUCACGCAGAUAAAAAGUCUGCGCAUUCGGACCCUCAUUUGCAACGAUAACCUGCGCAGUUUAUCGUACAGUUUGUUCAGUUGCCGUCCUGUUUCUGUACCUGUACAAUGACUACGGUCUGAAAAAAGGAUUCGCUUUUAGCAUUUAUCGACGGCUACCAGUCCCUUCCCGAGCUUUGGGAUACCGCAUGCGUAUCUUAUUCCAACCGUGUUAAGAAAGCGGCAGCCUACGAUGUUUUAAUUGAAAAACUGAAACCUCUCGAGCCUGAUGCAACACGUGAUAGUGUAGUGAAGAAAAUAAAUAACCUAAGAUCCGUUUUUCGUAAGGAGUUGAAGAAAGUAAACGAAUCAAAGAAAUCGGGAGCUUCAGCUAAUGAUGUGUGUUCCAAGUCUGUGGUAUUUCGGGGAACUGAUGUUUUUGGUGGACCAGGAAACUCCUGAUGCCAGUAAUUCAACCAGUGAACUGGGCAAUGACAUCAAUGAAAAAUCGGUUGCCCCAUCCUCUCCAUCAGCUUCUUCAGGACCUACACCCACAGUCAAUUCGUUUGCACAACCUAGCAGAAAGAGAAAGUCGGCCCCUUCAUCACAUGAUCUCCUUACAAAGUAUUUGGAAGUUGAAGACGAGUUUUUGAUAUUGGCAAAGGGAUACGCUGUGAAAUUAAGGAAAUUUACUCAGCAACAGCUAAUGUUUGCUGAUAAAGUAAUCAAUGAAACAUUGCUUGAUGGUCAGAUGCGCCUUUUAACCAGAGGCAGCUAUCUGGUUCACCCAUCAGGGCCUUUAUCCACUUCAUAACCAUCUCCCAGUUGGAGUUCGAAUUCGUACUCUCAACAUUCUGAACCCCAAACGGCAAGGACUCUGUUGGAGGGAUUCUCGUACGAUGACAACGAAUACAAUAAUUUACAAUAACAUUAUAUACAUAUGUACAUACCUACUCAAUGU